Messenger RNA from Corythoichthys intestinalis (scribbled pipefish), 6894 nucleotides. Its product is annotated as gastrula zinc finger protein XlCGF57.1-like. NCBI's taxonomy places the organism in Eukaryota, Metazoa, Chordata, Actinopteri, Syngnathiformes, Syngnathidae. The transcript is spliced from 3 exons. The record is from RefSeq and is a predicted model, not a curated record. Bases 227 to 1489 code for a protein of 420 amino acids.
CAUGACACAAUACCUGUUCACCUACCGGGUACUGGCGUUCUUUCGUGUUCCCUUUUGACCAAAGGGGUUCCUUCAAAGCAUUCUCAUCGGGGGGUGCUGCAGCCCCCCACUUCCCGCGCCACUCCUGAAGGCAAACGCAAUCCCAAGCAUCAAGUUGAAGAGUACAGACGUGGAAGAUGAGGAGAGGUAAUCCAGGCCACAGCGAGCAACUGUAAAACAAAAGAAAAUGAGGUGUCCUUCAGACGUCACUAUAAAAGAGCUUCACCCUGAGAAGCACCCUCCCCUCCAAAUUAAAGAGGAGUCGGAGAUGCCAUACAUCAAACAGGAGGCGGAGCCAGAGACCCCCAACAUUAAAGAAGAAGAACAAGAAGAUGAAAUCACCAAGUCUCCAAUGACUGUUCGUGUGAAGAGUGAAGAAGAUGAAGGUCCAAGCGAAGAGAGCGGAGCAGCAGAACUUUGGAGCAACAGCUUACUUCAACACCUGACAACAAAAGAAGAGGGACGGCCGCAACCUGACGGUUUGUUUGCGCCACUCUCGGAAAGUGACGACGUAACAUCACACUCCUCUGACUUUAACACUGAUGAGGCGGAUAAUGACUUUGAGCAAAAUGCUUCCAAAUCCCUAAAAGGGUCAUCACCUUUUACCUGCUCACUUUGUGACCAAACAUUUUCUUGGAAGCAUCACUUAAAAAGACACAUGUAUACACACACAGGGCAGAAGCCUUUUGCCUGCUCACUUUGUGAUAAAAGAUAUUGUACAAAGUAUCAGUUGACAAGACACAUACGCACACACACUGGGGAAAAGCCUUUUGUCUGCUCAACUUGUGGCAAAGGAUUCGCUGAGAAAGGAAGUUUAAGCAAACACACAAUGACACACACUGGAGAGAAGCCUUUUCCCUGCUUAUUUUGCCAUAAAAGAUUCUCUCGGAAAUCCCAUCUAAACUGUCAUACCAAAUCACACACUGAAGAGAAGCAAUUCGCCUGCUCACUUUGUGAUAAAAGAUUUUUUACGAAGCAUCAGUUGACAGGACACACACGUACACACACGGGGGAAAAGCCUUUUGUCUGCACAACUUGUGGUAAACGAUUCGCUGAGAAAGGAAGUUUAAACAAACACACAAUGACACACACUGGAGAGAAGCCUUUUCCCUGCUUAUUUUGCCAUAAAAGAUUCUCUCGGAAAUCACUACGAAACUGUCAUACCAAAUUACACACUGGAGAGAAGCAAUUCGCCUGCUCAGUUUGUCAUAUAAGAUUUCGCACGAAGCAUCAGUUGACAGGACACACACGUACACACACGGGAGAAAAGCCUUUUGUCUGCACAAUUUGUGGUAAGCGAUUCACUGUGAAGGGAAGUUUAAACCAACACACAAUAACACACACUGGAGAAAAGCCUUUUGUCUGCACAGCUUGUGGUAAACGAUUCAUUCAUAAGGGAAGCUUAAACAGACACAUUAGAACACAUAUUGGAGAGGAGCCUUUCAAAUGAUCAUAGUAAUCAUAGAUUUUAUUUAUAGUGCGCUUUUACCAAUGCUAAAACACAGUUGAAACAAAGAAAAGGCUAACACCACGUUAGCUAGAACCGGGCGGUAAAUCGAAAAUUUACAGUUUCCGAGAUUCUUCAUGAUGGGCGACGUAAUUCUGACCAUCUUGGUAAAUUCGGCAAUUGAAUAAAACAAGAAAAUAUAGUCUUUUCAUCCCGCAUUGACUCUGUGUUGUUGGGCUCUUUUCAUUCCCCUUUAAAGUGAUCCUCGAUCUUUAAGACAAGUAAUUCUUAAAAGAUAAAUGUUAGUAUGAGUUAUAACAAUUUGAUAUUAAAACCCCUCUUCAGGGGUCGCGUUAACCGGAUAUUUUCCAUCGUUGACCGGUUUUUUAAAACGGUGACGGAAAAACUGAAGUCCGUCCGUCAUUUUGACAGGUUGCAAUUCACACCCCAGACCACAGGGUGACGAGUGAGCAUAUUAAUUAGCUAUUGUCUCUCUUUUUGGGCUGACAACCGCAAUUAAGAUCAUUGUGUGACGUUGGUGAUUGGGGUCUAUAUUGUUGCCUCUUUUUCCUUGGGGGCGGAGUAGUUGGCGGUAAGCAGAGUAAAAAGGGAGAAAAAUACCACGACUUCCGUGUCUAAUUUUUCGCCGCCAAGCAAGCGUUACAAUAUUAAUUAAAAAUGAAUGAAAACUAAAUACUAUUGAAUAUAUCAUCAUUGUCAUUUUAAAAAUUUAAGUGACGGCUAAAAAUAGAAUAUGACCGGAUUUUUAUGACCCUGUCAGUCAAAAUGACAGACGGCGAAAAUGUCUAGCGCAACCUCUGCCCCUCUUAAUGUUUUUGUUUUAAUAAAAUUUGUUAAAUUUUAAGUGAUCAGUUGCCAUUCUUGUUACGUCGCAGUGCGUGACGUCACCGGGCUCGUUGCCGAAAUUCCAGCGUGUCACUCGUUAGCUUUCGCAACAUGUCAUCGGUUCUACCAUUCCUAUUUGAACCAGGUCUGUGAAGAGUGAAGAGCAGAACAGCACUGUCGGUCGUUCACAAGACGGGCAGCAGGGAAAAAUGCGUGCAGCAAAUACCUGAUAAGACAAAAGUUGGGCAAAACUGAUGAUGCACUCGCGGCAAGUGAGUCUCAAUGACAAUGGAGCGAGAGAGUGUAUGCUGUUGGGAACUCCGGUUUUAGUAGCAGAUAUUCAAGGUAAGCAGAUUGCGUUUUCAAACUUAUCCCAAUAUACUUAUGUAGAUUGUUAGCAUCCAAAGCUGUCGUGUGCUUUACAUACAGUACAGGCCAAAGAGCACACCUUGUGUAAUCCAUAUCUCGCACAUUAUAACGCGUGGUAGGUAGGAUACAUGUAUAGAAGUACCAAAAAGGGGAGAAGCUUCCACUUAUGCACAUUUAUUCAUAAAAAAUAGUAUUUCCAUCUUGACCACUCUUCACUCGGGAGCUUAGCAGUAUGCAAACACGCGUUCCCUGACGAACUCCAACAUUAUUGUAAGGUCCAUGUCAGAGUCACUGUCGUCACUGUAAUGUGCCAUAGUGCUUUAAUUAUUUGGCAUGAUUUGAGGAAAACUCCCACGAAGAAUAGUCAACAAAAAAGAUAGCAAUAAUAAUCCAAAUCCGCGUUUUUUACUCUCUCGAAGAUCCAGGAAUUAGACCGAUCCCAUGGCAACGUUGCAGCCGCGAUCAGGCCGUCGAUUCCACCAAAUAGACUGAUCGAAAAGCCGCUGUGGGACCGACGAAUAAAAAAAAUGGAUCCGAAACCAAUAUUGCAGACGCGGUGGGACCGUCGGGUCAAGAAAAUAGACAGAUCCCUUACUUGACUGAGGAUCCAGGAAAAAUGUUCGGGCGCCAGUGGUAACGCGUGGUGGGUAGGAUACGUGCAUACAGGGACCAAAAAGGGGGAGAAGCUUCCAUUUAUGCACAUUUAUUCACUAAAAAUAAUAAUUCCACCUUGACCACUCACGUCACUCCCCUUGUUUCCAUUUGACUGGAAAUUGCAUCCAAAAGUAGCACAUCGUGGCAUUUUACUUCGCGGGUUUAGCCAGCAAUAAGCAGUUGUUGUACACGCUACACAUUUGGAAAGAUCCCAUUUACGUCAUCAAUGCGAGCCCGCAAACCAUGGCGCCAACUAACGGUCAAAAUAUGUACUAAAUAUUAUAAAAUAUUGCCAUUGAUUUAACAUUUUAUGUGUUUCUAACAACAUAUUUUAGUACAAGAGAACAAUUGUGGUUUAUUAGAGCCUACAUGUAUUUAAGGUAGAGCAUUACUUUAAGAAAGCAGUCGGUGUGCUUACGUAUAAAGUCACGUGAUUAGCACUCAGGAAGUCAAACAAACAAGCCCGGUAGGCUAACACUAGCGGCUAACCCUACAAGGAAAGGUGAUGGAGUUUGGCUUAAAGGAGCUUCGCCAAACUUUCACCUGACAUUCAGUAGCCUCUUUGCGGCCCCCAGACGGGCUUUCACCUGCUUUCCUCCCUGGUUCUCACAAUUUCAGGAGCGUGCGUUUUCAGUGCUUUCUGCUGAUAGCCAGGCCACAGGGUAACGCUAGCGGCUAACAGCGGCUACAAAUGAACGUGAUGGAGUCGGAUAGCAGCUCUAACCUUGUCGAAACGGCCGAACUUAAUGAGUGGAUUGUGCACGGACUGCAGCUAGCAAUUAGUAUGUCGCGUUAUUUUGUAUCCUUUAUAAUGUUAUAGCAUUCUGCAAAAAAAAUUAUAAUCCAACAGUGACUGUUUAAGGGCCACAGCUAUUUUUUUGUAUGUGCUUGCUUAAUUGUUUGUCAUUACUGCCAUCAUAAAAUCUCACAUUUUCAUUGGCACAAGAGCAAUAAAGUUUUAAUGCGUGUGUGUGUUUCUGUGUGAGGGGUGCAUGGAUUAAAAAAAUGGUAAAAAAACCCUGAAACCUUGAAGUAAACACUUGCGUUGAGUAAUUAUGUCACAGCAGCCAUUAACAAAAAGUUGUCUGUUUGAAGUUUACUGUUCAAGCUGUAAGGCAUUUGUGUUACAAUGACAUCUUUGCACAGUCGUCGUAUUGAUUUUUAUAAUGUCGUACAUUGUUCAAGUCAUACAAGCUGUUAUAAAUGUUCAUACGUCUUGUUUACAAGAAUUUUUAACAGUAUAUACUUAAUGUUUAGACUACAUGUACAUUUAUUAAAUAUUUUAAAUUGAAAGCUGGUAAAUAAAUCAACGAGAAACAGUUCAUUUGUAUUUCAUGCAUUAAUUCAGAUUUUCAAAUUAUAAAACAGUCCGCUUGGGCGAAUUUAUCGUUAUUGAGGUAAAUCUGCUCAUUUUUCAGUGAUGCGUAUUUAAGGCCAUAUCGCCCAGCCCUAACGUGCGCAGUUCAAAACAAUAGAGAAAAGGAUUACAAAUUAAAAGCCAGUUUAAAAAGGUGAGUUUUAACAAUUUUUUGAAGGUUGGAAGAUCAGAACAGGUGCGGAUGGGUUUUGGGAGUGAGUUCCAAUAUUUUACUUAUGGCUUACUGCUUUUCACAAUUUUAUUUUUGUUUGUUUACAAUACACUGAUGCUUUCCUGCCAACGAUCGUCCCUAUAUGUCGGUAUUACAUCAGUAAACAGCAUGCACUGUUAGCAUGCUCAGUGCAAAAUUACCCUCCAGCUGAUUGUGCCUGCAGCAAAAAUAAAAACUGUCCCUCUGUCCAAUGACAGUCGUUUUUCUAUUUUUGUUUUUUCGGUCAAAUUGUUUGGCAUAUUGUCUUUGUUAAUGUUGCUAAUCAGUUUGAAUUAUUAUUGAUUUGAUUUUAUUACAUAUUAAUUUUCUGUAUCAAAUGGUCAAAAAAUGUACCUUCUGUGAAUUGUUACAGUUUGGAGGUGACUUUUUUUUAUUUUGAAUUUAGGCAAUCUUAUGCGCUUCUAGACUGUUCUGUUACAAAAAGAACAAUGUUAAUAAAGUUGUACUUUAUCCUAAGUUGAUUUUUUUUUUUUUUUGCUUUAGUAGAAAUAAAAGACAAAUGUUAUGCAGAGGUGUACUUAUAAUAAUUUUAGAGACAAACGGGACUAUUUACAGUGGCAGCAGAGAGUUGGGGAAGGGCGUAAGUCUUCGUGGGGGGGCAUAACAGAAAACAAUUGAAGCACUGCUAUACGCUGAGAGGUUUUUCAGUUAUAUUUAUUUAGACGGACUGUUGAGUGGUCUUAAGUAGAGCAGGACGGUAAACCGAAAUUUUCCCGUUACUGAAAUUCUUCACGAUGACCAACAUAAUUUUGACCAUGUCGGUAAAUUCGGUAAUUUAAUGAAAAGUCAGUGUGCUUACGUAUGGAGUCACAUGGUUUUUAGGAAGCCAAACAAACAGAAGCCCAGUAGGCUAACGCUAGCGGCUGACGCUACAAGCAACCGUGAUGGAGCCGGGCUUAAGGGAGCUUUGCCAAACUUUCACCUUACAUUAAGUUAACUCUUGGCGGGUUCCAGACGGGCUGUCCUCCGUAGUUCUCACGAUUUCAGGAGAGGAUGCUUUCAGUACUUUCUUCUGGUAGCCAAGCCACAGGCUAACGCUAGCGGCUAACGGUACAAAUGAACGUGAUGGAGUCGGAUAGCGGCUCUAACCUUGUCGAAACGGCUGAAAUUAAUGAGUGGACUGGGCGUGGACUUCAUCUAGCAAUCAUUAUGUCGCGUUAUUUGGUAUCUCUGUGUGAUUUCUCUGAAAGCUUUCAUGAUGGUAAAGCACUCAGCAUAAAUUAUAAUCCAACAGUGAAGCCUAUAUAUAAUGACAGUUUAAUGGCCACAGCUAUUUUUCUGUAUGUGUUUGCUUUAUUCUGCCAUCAUAAAAGCUUAAAUGUUUAAUGGGCAUCAGAGCAAUGCAGCUUUAAUCUGGUUGUGUCUGUGUGGGGGGUGUAUGUAUUAAAAAUGUUCUGGGAAAAAAACCCUGAAACCUUGACGUAAACACUUGUGUUGAAUAGUUAUGUCACAGCAGCCAUUACCAACAAGUUGUCUGAAGUGUACUGUUAAAGCUGCAAAUCAUUUGUGUUACAAUGACAUGUUUGCACAGUCGUCAUAUUAAUUUUUAUGUUGUACAUUUUUCAAGUCAUACAAGCUGUUAUAAUCUUCACACUAGAAUUAUUAUUUUUUACAGGAUUUUUUUUUUUAUACUUAAUGUUUAGACUGCAUGUGCAAUUGUUAAAUUGAAAGCUGGUAAAUAAAUUUAACGAGAAACGGUUAAUUUGUAUUCCAUGCAUUGAGUCAAAUUUUCAAAUUAUAUAACAGUCCGCUUGGGCGAAUUUAUCGUCAUUUAUCGUUAUCGAGGUAAAUCUGCUCAAUUUACCGUGAUACAUACUUGAGGCCAUAUUGCCCAGUCCUAGUCUUAAAACUGUUUAUUUUUUUGUUCUCCUGGAUAGUUAAGAGAUUAUUAACAAGUUUGUAUUAUUUUUUUGUAUUCCUGGAUAGUUAAGAGAUUAUUAACAAGUUUGU